This is a messenger RNA of Caenorhabditis remanei, 360 nucleotides long. RefSeq lists its product as uncharacterized. The record is from RefSeq and is a predicted model, not a curated record. The coding region runs from base 1 to 360 and encodes 119 amino acids. The transcript has 4 exons. NCBI's taxonomy places the organism in Eukaryota, Metazoa, Nematoda, Chromadorea, Rhabditida, Rhabditidae.
AUGCUAUCACCAUCAUCUCUACUGGGCUCCCUGCUCAUAGUGUGUGCCGUUCUGACCACUACUUCUCGAGCCUCCACCAUCCUGUCAGAUGACGUAGCGGCACCGCCACAGUACUUGCAGCGUCAAUUGAGGAGCUUUCCCUACUCGGUCUCGUUCUAUCGUAUGCUUGGACACGAUCGUCAACUCCGACCGUAUUACGGUGUCAAUGACGAGGUAGCCGCAUUGAUCGAUUCGAUGAACAAUGACAUUGGCAGUGUUGGCGCUGCCAGUGAAGAGGUUUAUCCAACGAGACCAAGAAGGAGUGACGGUUUGCGAGGAUACGCCUGCCGCUUCAAAUUCUGUAGGAUCUACGACGCGUGA